AAGAAGAGAGAGAAAAGAGAGAGAGAUUUAGCUAUGUCUGAUGAAGAACACCAUUUUGAGUCCAAAGCUGAUGCUGGUGCCUCAAAAACUUACCCUCAACAAGCUGGUACUAUUCGCAAGAGUGGUUAUAUAGUUAUCAAAGGCAGACCUUGCAAGGUUGUUGAGGUCUCCACUUCCAAAACUGGCAAGCACGGACAUGCAAAAUGUCACUUUGUGGCAAUCGACAUUUUCAAUGGAAAGAAGCUUGAAGAUAUUGUUCCUUCAUCCCACAAUUGUGAUGUGCCACAUGUCAAUCGUACUGACUAUCAACUGAUUGACAUCUCUGAAGAUGGUUUUGUGUCUCUUCUUACUGAAAAUGGAAACACCAAAGAUGACCUCAGACUUCCCACCGAUGACGCCCUGUUGAACCAGGUUAAAGGUGGAUUUGAGGAAGGAAAGGAUCUCGUGUUGUCUGUGAUGUCUGCAAUGGGUGAAGAGCAGAUCUGUGCUGUGAAGGACAUUGGUACCAAGAGCUAGUUGCGCUCAUUCUGCAGCAUAAAUAAUUGCUUUUUAGCCAAGACGCUUUAUAUCUUGUUAUCGUGGUACUUUGCAAUCCGUUUUAUCGUGAAAACGCCUUAUAUCU
Molecule: messenger RNA, 622 nt
Organism: Solanum tuberosum (potato)
Lineage: Eukaryota; Viridiplantae; Streptophyta; Magnoliopsida; Solanales; Solanaceae
Product: eukaryotic translation initiation factor 5A-1/2-like
Biological process (GO): positive regulation of translational termination; positive regulation of translational elongation
Molecular function (GO): translation elongation factor activity; RNA binding; ribosome binding
Source: RefSeq, marked provisional